This is a messenger RNA of Benincasa hispida (wax gourd), 1313 nucleotides long. RefSeq lists its product as uncharacterized. The record is from RefSeq and is a predicted model, not a curated record. Gene Ontology annotation, biological process: protein modification by small protein removal. Lineage: Eukaryota; Viridiplantae; Streptophyta; Magnoliopsida; Cucurbitales; Cucurbitaceae. Gene Ontology annotation, molecular function: peptidase activity.
UGGUAGAUUCUAGAAAGCCAUAGACAAUUCCAAUGGCUCUGCUUACUUUUCCAAUUAUAAAAGCACUUCCAUCUGACUAAUUCGUUAUUUCGUUCUGUAUUUUCUAGCAAACGCAUCGCCUCUAUUUCGCUACCUUUCUCAGGGUCAUCCAUUUCUUAUUGUCGGUGAUUUUGCUUCCUUGAGCAAUUGAAGAUAAUAAAAACAACUGUUGGUCGAUUUUUUGAGCUAUGGCUGAGGAGGGUCACAAGGUCACUUUGAAUGUUUAUGACUUGAGCCAAGGUCUAGCGCGGCAACUUUCCGGUGCCUUCCUUGGAAGACCAAUAGAGGCCAUAUGGCACACAGGAAUUGUUGUGUAUGGCAAUGAAUAUUAUUUUGGUGGAGGUAUUCAACAUAAUCCUGCUGGAAGAACUCCAUAUGGAAAACCAAUGCGAUCGAUAGAUUUAGGAACGACACAUGUCCCCAAGGACGUCUUCGAGAUGUACUUGGAGGAAAUCAGCCCUCGGUACACCACCGAAACCUAUAGUUUACUCUCACAUAAUUGCAACAACUUCAGUAAUGAAGUUGCACAAUUUUUAGUCGGUGCAACCAUUCCUGAUUACAUUCUUGACCUCCCUAACAUAGUUAUGAGCAGUCCCAUGGGUGCCCUCGUAUUGCCCAUGAUUCAGAACCUGGAAGCUACAUUGAAGGCAGGUGCAGUUCCAAUGGCUCCGCAGUUCAAUCCUGCUGCAGCUAAUGUCCCUAGAUCAUCAUCGUCAUCGGGUUCUAAUAGCUCUAGGACUCGGGAUGAUAUCAAAGCAAAGUCGGAGGAAGAUGAAGCCAAGCCACUUAAGAAGACAACACCUGCAGGACAGCAGAAAUCAAAUACGAAUGGGAUUGCCGACCCACUUGGAGAUGCUCGUAGUAAGGUGCAGGAAGAGAUUGGUAGAGAAUUUGCGGCAAUCAUGGCAACGGGGACAUUGCGUGCGAGUGAAGCGGCAGCAUUGGCAACAAAAAGAGUGAUGCAGAAGUAUGGGCAUGCUACCCUUUCUCAAGGGUAGUUACUAUCAUAUAUGAUUGAAUUAUUAUUUGACUGUACGUUUGCAGAGAAGGGAUGUAUUAUUUUGUGGGUUUAAAGAUGACCCAACAGCCAUGCAAAACCAUACGAUAUUAAUUAUAGAGGUAAAAGCAAACCUAUGUUACUGGAUGGAUUGGUCUAGGAAAGGAAGUUGUGGAAAACUGAAGUAACAUUUUAGUCUCUGCAUAUGGAAAUCUCUAUCCCAUUUCCUUGUCUGAGGGAAGAACUAGCUGACUCUUAAUACAGAAUGCUUUAGAAA